This is a messenger RNA of Schizophyllum commune H4-8, 627 nucleotides long. RefSeq lists its product as uncharacterized. The transcript has 5 exons. Bases 1 to 627 code for a protein of 208 amino acids. NCBI's taxonomy places the organism in Eukaryota, Fungi, Basidiomycota, Agaricomycetes, Agaricales, Schizophyllaceae. The record is from RefSeq and is a predicted model, not a curated record.
AUGACGAGGUGCGUGGCGCGCCGUGAUUGCCUUUUUGGGAUCGAAUGUUCUGGCACAUUUCGGGGCGGUCGGGCCGGAACGCGCUAUGGACGCGACCACGAGCAGCACGAGCGCGAUGGCAGCCUCCUCGUCCAGCACACCAUCUGCAUCGUCACCGUCAAGCUCGCCUACGUCACCAACGACGACUAUCCUCCCGCGACUGCCGCCUUCGUGACAGGUUUGCACGGCAUAUGGACCAAUCGACCUCAGUACACGGUCGCGACUGGCCUGGCAGCGGUCAAUAGUGGCGUCACUGCUGCAACCUUCUUUUCCCUUCGCGAAUUCGUCGUACGACCUCUCCUGCGAGACCAUGUCCCGCCACCAACGUCCGUCCGACGCGAGAACCUGGUCGAGAGCGGCGUCAGCGGUGCAUUGACAGGUGGUUUACUCCGAGGGAUUCGAUCCGGUCCACCCGCCGCCGUCUCCGGAGCCCUCAUCCUCGGCACCCUCACCACCUCCCUGCAGUAUGCCUUCAACGCCCACCAUCUGACAGUCGUACCCCCCGCUCACGAGCUCGCGCGGCCGGUGCGGGACGGGGUGGAGGGUGGAGGCGAGCUGUUGAUUGAUUUGUUGAGUUUUUGUGGGUGA